AGGCUGGCUACCGGGGGCGCGGGCCGGGGGCCCUCCGAGCGGGGCGCGGCGCAGCAGGCCGGGCCGCGCGGGGCGGUGGCCGAAGGGGCCCGCCGCGGGGAGGAGAGGGCUCCGGAGGCGGGCCGGGCCUGGGCCGCCCCCCUCCCCUCACACCGGGACGCGGGAAACGGACGCCGCGGGGAGGAGGGCUGCGGCUGCGGCCGCGCAUCCCCGCCGCCCCCGAGUCUCGACCGGUGUUGCCCAUUGUCAGCAAGUUAUCCGUCGCCCGGCUCGUGCAGGUAUCGUUUCCAAAGCUUCCUCUUCGUGACUGUGUGGCGGCCGGCAGCUUACGAAGCGCCUUCGGCGUCCUGCCUGGGUGUGCUGCGCCCGGGACCGGGAAACUUGAGUUUUCGAGGAUCUGAGAGCAGAGCUGCUUUCUGCAGGCCAUGCCCAGGCCUCCCGACCCCGCGGAAACGUGGGCGAUGGGCAUCUGCAACCUGGUGUUGCCGUCUUGGAGGAGGCAACUCCUGCAGAGGCCGAGCUGGCUGUUAACUUAGGCAACCCCGAAAGGCCUGCGCGGGGGUUCGCCGGCCCGCGAGCCAGUGCCUGCGUUACGGUCCUAGUGCCGCCACUUAGCCGAGCCACUCUGACCCGGGCUCCGCCGUUGGAGCCUUUGCCAACGAAUGGAAACCGACUGCAGUCCCGUGGAGCGGAGCAGCAGGCCCGGGUUUGACGACCGCGCAGAGGUGAAUGGCUUCGAGGGCGCCGACGUGAAAGACAUGAGGCUGGAAGCGGAAGCAGUGGUCAACGACGUCCUGUUCGCCGUGAACGCCAUGUUCGUCUCCAAGGCGCUGCGCUGCGCCGACGACGUGGCCUACAUCAACGUGGAGACGCGGGAGAGGAACAGGUACUGCCUGGAGCUCACGGAAGCGGGGCUCAAGGUGGUAGGGUAUGCUUUCGACCAGGUGGAUGAUCACCUGCACACGCCCUACCACGAAACGGUCUACUCCCUGUUGGACACGCUCAGCCCUGCCUACCGGGACGCCUUCGGAAACGCGCUGCUUCAGAGACUGGAGGCUUUGAAGAGAGACGGACAGUCGUGACCAAGCUUGUUCCUGUCCGAGGGGCGGCGGCUGGAACACAAUAUGGGCACGAAGCUUGAAACUCCUGCUUAUGGUCAUAGGAGAAAAUGCAUCUUUGGUUUUGUGUUUUCAUCAUUUCUCGCUUCACAUUUGGCUUUUGACCCAGACCAUUACUGACUAAUAAAUCGUCUGCCUUAGUCCCUGAUUCGUGAAGGGGACCCUGAGGCCACAGCUGCGGCGGCAUCGUUAAGGCGUUCGGGUCUCUGCACUUCAAAACGGAAUCACCCUUUCGUUCUCUCACCCCAGGGCUUCGGUGCUGCGGCACUCUCUCUCGCAUGGGAAGGUCUGCAUUUGCACAGCGACAUAGGGAUUAGAACGACCUACAGGCAAACUUCGAUUCAGCUUGCUAAAUCAGGGUUUACUGCCAGCGUGGACUAACGUUACAGUAAUUAUUCUGGUACUAGCCUUACUGGGAACAAAUUAUCGACUAGUUUCCCCUGCACAAAUUUUGAAAUUCACUGCUUCACUUCAUCUAUUUGUGUUACUGAUACGGACUGAUAAUGAUGUGUUCAUUAUAUAUUACUUAGCUAGUAUUACACGAACAGUAGGGACAGAAAAGUUCUGUAUUCCUUGUUUGCAACAGCCAGCCAACUAAGAGGACAAACCGUUAGCAAAUGAAUGUAAUGGUUACUUUUUCCAAGGUACUUAAGCACAUAAGCAAAUAGAGGAACAGGCUCCAUUCUUCACAAAAAGCAUCUUCCAUGUGUAGGAUUUAAAAGAAAGAAGAUUCCGAUUUCUUAAAAAAAAAACAACAAUAUUUUGGCCUGUGUUGAUCCUUCUUAUGAAUGUUUGUUUACAUGAUGUACAGUAUAUAUGCAGAAAGUAUUUUUGCUUCCACAUUUACUUUCUAUAAUGUACUGCUUUGGUAUUCCCGCAGCGCCCCCUUCCCCAGCCAGCGCGCAGUGUUUGUCCCCAGCCAGUGUGCGUCCACGAUGUCAUGCGAGUGCGUGGUGUGGGUUCGAAACCAAAGGGGGAAGGAAGCACUCCGAGACUUCAUGUGUGAAAAGGGAGACUCUGUGUUUUAUAUUUUAUUACAGGUACUGAUAUUUAUAAACUUAAUAAACUACGCCAUGCUGCUUCAUGUUUUCCAGAAAAUGUUGAAUAGUAAGAUUUGGGGACACCGUUUUUUUAAUAAUGUCCUAAAGUAGCAGCUGUAGAAAUGCUGAACUAAAAUUCUGCAUCUCGACACACCUUCAGAAAGUGGUCAUUUGCAGGCUUUUCUAAAUCAUUAUUAAAUACUCAGUACUUCUAGGCCCUGAAGACGAUGCAGGCCAGAGCAGGUUUGCGUUCGGUCCAGGUCACUCUUCAUCGUCACACGUCACUGGUGGAGUGCUGUCGUCACGGGGGAUAGCGCAUACUCAUUCCCAGCUCUCCUGGCAGAUGCUCCACUGUUGGGCAGUGGAGUCCGACUUCAGGUUGGACUUCCUGUUAAUCUCAGGCUCACUGGAAAGGGUAUUUGUAAAAUCCGAAUAAACUUCUGUUUGCUCAGUUUUGAGUUUUCAGUAUGAAGAAAAAGUGAUUGUGUGUUUAGAAAUUGAAAUUGAUCACUUUGUGAUAAAUGGUUGAUUCCAAGA
This is a messenger RNA of Phyllostomus discolor (pale spear-nosed bat), 2695 nucleotides long. It is a transcript of the gene GSKIP, whose product is annotated as GSK3B interacting protein. Gene Ontology annotation, molecular function: protein kinase A binding; kinase regulator activity. The transcript has 3 exons. The record is from RefSeq and is a predicted model, not a curated record. The coding region runs from base 663 to 1082 and encodes 139 amino acids. Lineage: Eukaryota; Metazoa; Chordata; Mammalia; Chiroptera; Phyllostomidae. Gene Ontology annotation, cellular component: cytoplasm. Gene Ontology annotation, biological process: regulation of canonical Wnt signaling pathway.